CCUGAUGUAAACAGCAAAGCCGGGCACCAAAGCCCGGGAGGUCAGAAAUUCGUGCCGCAGGCGGCACCAACAGCUAGGGCAGGGGUCGGGGAGGGGUGAUCACGUCGGCCAAGGCUACGAGCAUCUGGAGCAAGAUCCAAGGUCUGGCAAAGAAAAGUAUCAAAAUGGGGAGGAAGCCAGGCGAGGUGGCACACGCCUAUACUCCCAUCACUCAGGAAGUGGAGGCUGGAGGACUGCUGGGAAUUGAAGGCCAGCCUGUGCUACAUAGGGAGUACCAGGACAGCCAGGGCUACAUAGCAAGACCCUAUCUCAAAACAAAAUAGACCAAGUGGAAGGCCAUCCUGAACCAUGGCUCAGCAGACACUUCGAGGAGUGACCAGCCUACAUUUCAACCAAGACCAAAGCUGCUUUUGCUGUGCCAUGGAGACAGGCGUACGGAUCUACAAUGUAGAGCCCCUGAUGGAGAAGGGGCAUCUUGACCACGAGCAGGUGGGCAGCGUGGGCCUGGUAGAGAUGCUGCACCGAUCCAACCUGCUGGCCCUGGUGGGCGGGGGCAGCAGCCCCAAGUUCUCAGAGAUCUCAGUGCUGAUCUGGGACGAUGCCCGAGAAGGCAAGGACUCCAAGGACAAACUGGUGCUGGAGUUCACCUUCACCAAGCCAGUGCUGGCUGUGCGCAUGCGCCAUGACAAGAUUGUGAUUGUGCUGAGGAACCGCAUCUAUGUGUACUCCUUCCCUGACAAUCCUCGAAAGCUGUUUGAGUUUGACACUCGGGACAACCCCAAGGGUGAGAAGACCCAGAUGUGCAGCUCUGUCCAUUCUGAGACUCAGCCUUGCCCCGGCCUCUCCUUCACCUGCCCAUCCCCACUUCAUCCUCACAACUUAGGGCUGUGUGACCUCUGCCCAAGCCUGGAGAAGCAGCUGCUUGUGUUUCCUGGACACAAGUGUGGAAGUCUGCAACUUGUGGAUCUGGCAAGCACAAAGCCUGGUACUUCGUCAGCUCCAUUCACUAUCAAUGCACAUCAGAGUGAUGUGGCCUGUGUGUCCCUGAACCAGCCAGGCACUGUAGUGGCAUCAGCCUCCCAGAAGGGUACCCUUAUUCGUCUUUUUGAUACCCAGUCCAAGGAAAAGCUGGUAGAGCUUCGAAGAGGCACUGACCCUGCCACCUUGUACUGCAUUAACUUCAGCCACGACUCCUCCUUCCUCUGUGCUUCCAGUGACAAGGGCACUGUCCAUAUCUUUGCUCUUAAAGACACCCGCCUUAACCGCCGCUCUGCGCUGGCUCGUGUGGGCAAAGUGGGACCUAUGAUUGGGCAGUACGUGGACUCUCAGUGGAGCCUGGCCAGCUUCACGGUGCCUGCUGAGUCAGCGUGCAUCUGCGCCUUCGGUCGAAAUACUUCCAAGAAUGUCAAUUCUGUAAUUGCCAUCUGCGUAGAUGGGACCUUCCACAAAUAUGUCUUCACUCCUGAUGGAAACUGCAACAGAGAGGCCUUCGACGUGUACCUUGACAUCUGUGAUGACGAUGACUUUUAAGAGUCCUCAGCUGUACAAGAACUUACAGUAGCCGAUGGCCAGCAGAACUUGAGUCUUGAGGGUGUUGAACCAGCCAGCAAGCAUAAAUGAGCCUUUCACUCUGCAUUCAAACACAGCUGUGACUAAAUAAACAGCUCACUUCCCCACGCACUUUUUGUGACUGAGUGCUAAAGGCUGAGGACAGCCUAGUCUGUCUCUGGGCCUCCUAGUCCAGAAAGCACCCGGGGCCCAAAAGGAUUAUACUAAUCCAAACUAAGGACUUAAAAAAAAUUAUGGUUACCAAGAGAUAGUCUCUGUGAUGUAUAUGAAUAAAAAGCCUUUGAAUGGCAUUUAUGACUUGA
This is a messenger RNA of Apodemus sylvaticus (European woodmouse), 1871 nucleotides long. RefSeq names its product WD repeat domain 45 (gene Wdr45). The transcript is spliced from 12 exons. Gene Ontology annotation, molecular function: phosphatidylinositol-3-phosphate binding; protein binding; phosphatidylinositol-3,5-bisphosphate binding. Gene Ontology annotation, cellular component: extrinsic component of membrane; cytosol; phagophore assembly site membrane. Bases 349 to 1530 code for a protein of 393 amino acids. NCBI's taxonomy places the organism in Eukaryota, Metazoa, Chordata, Mammalia, Rodentia, Muridae. Gene Ontology annotation, biological process: nucleophagy; protein localization to phagophore assembly site; autophagy of mitochondrion. The record is from RefSeq and is a predicted model, not a curated record.